This is a messenger RNA of Plasmodium malariae, 765 nucleotides long. Its product is annotated as Plasmodium exported protein, unknown function. The record is from RefSeq and is a predicted model, not a curated record. The coding region runs from base 1 to 765 and encodes 254 amino acids. NCBI's taxonomy places the organism in Eukaryota, Apicomplexa, Aconoidasida, Haemosporida, Plasmodiidae. The transcript is spliced from 2 exons.
AUGGAAGAAAAAUGCAAGUUACACUUCUAUAUUAAAAUAUGUACUUUGUUUCUCUUAACUUGGACAUGUUAUUUUUACAAUAAUAUGAGGAUAUAUAAUGAAUGUUUGAAUGAGAAAAUCUAUAAUGAUAUAAAAUUGGUUACAAGAACUUAUCGUUUACUAGCAAAGCAUAAACAGGGAAGGUGUUCAAAUAUUGCAUCGAUAAAAGUGAAGAAACCAAAUAAUAGAGAAUACGAAAAAGAAGGCAUGUACAAUAAUGAAAAAGUAUAUAAAGGAAAAAAUAAACCACUAAAUGAACAUUCAUUAAAUGUUGCAGUAGAAUAUGGACAAUCUAGGAAAAACAGGUCUUAUUUGUGCAACAGAGAGAAUUCAUGUUCUGGAAAAAGAAUUUUGGAUAGCAUGUACUAUAAAAAUAAAGUCAAGUAUUCUACAAAUUCUGAUUUUAAAUUUUUAAAAGACAGUAUAAAAGGAAAAGGAUCUACGCUUUGUGCUUUAUUGGGUUUCCAUGGAUUAAUUGGAAUAAUAUUAAUUAUUUUAGAACAUACAAAGUCUUUGAAAAGUAUUACUAGUGAUAUAUGUAAAGACAUUGGUUUAAAUUCAACAGCAUUGGGAUUCGGUAUAUUAACAUUUAUAGUUAUACUAGCGACUAUUUAUCUCAUCAAAAUAAUUAUAAAAUUUGUAGAGAUAAUAAAUAAAAAACGUGAAAUACUUAAUACGGCAUAUCCUCCUUUUCAUAAAGACUUUUAUAACAGUUAUAGUGUAUAA